Cephus cinctus (wheat stem sawfly) is the source of this 2629-nucleotide messenger RNA. It is a transcript of the gene spin, whose product is annotated as protein spinster. Gene Ontology annotation, molecular function: transmembrane transporter activity. The transcript is spliced from 9 exons. NCBI's taxonomy places the organism in Eukaryota, Metazoa, Arthropoda, Insecta, Hymenoptera, Cephidae. Bases 205 to 1752 code for a protein of 515 amino acids. Gene Ontology annotation, cellular component: membrane. The record is from RefSeq and is a predicted model, not a curated record. Gene Ontology annotation, biological process: transmembrane transport.
AGGAUACCGUAAAAAUUUAUUCUUUUCUGACGCAUAUUCGGAAUCCGAUCGAGGAAAGUGCUGUGGUUCGUUGUUAGGAAGUGGCGUGAUGUGAUAAAACAGUUAUGGUUGUAUAUGGUUAUGUCAUGUUGGACAAUAAGAAUUAUUCUGAAACCAUACCAUAGCCCAAUUUAAUUGUAAAUAGUAAAGAAAGAAAAGGGCACGAUGGACGACGCCAGAAUUCCGACGAAUGUUUCGCGGCAGUAUUUAAUGGUCGGUGCUGAACAAGAAACUUCUACAAGACAAAUUAAAAGGACACCAUCUGAGGAAGACAGGAUAGUCUCUUACAGAGAAUGGGCAACAGUCGGCGUCUUAUGUUUCGUCAACCUAAUCAACUAUAUGGAUCGUUUUACAGUGGCUGGUAUCUUGUCCGAUAUAAAGACGGAUUUUGGUAUUGGAAAUGACAAGUCUGGGUUAUUACAAACAGCAUUUAUCAUUAGCUAUAUGAUAUUUGCACCAUUAUUUGGAUAUCUUGGUGAUAGAUAUAAUCGAAAAAUUAUUAUGAGCUUCGGAGUAUUUCUCUGGUGCUUGACAACAUUUAUUGGCUCGUAUAUGAAAACAUAUGAGUGGUUCCUGGUAUUCAGAGCAUUUGUUGGAAUCGGAGAAGCCAGUUAUUCGACAAUUGCUCCAACAAUUAUUAGUGAUCUAUUUGUUAAAGACGUUCGUUCCAAAAUGCUGGCACUGUUCUAUUUUGCUAUUCCUGUUGGAAGUGGCUUAGGAUAUAUAACAGGUAGUAAAACUGCUAUUGCCACUGGAGCAUGGCAAUGGGGUUUAAGAGUUACCCCGGCACUGGGAAUUAUUGCUAUUUUCCUAUUGUUAUUUGUUGUUCGGGAUCCAAUCCGCGGUGAGAAGGAGGGUGGAAAACAUUUACAUAGUACUUCAUGGAUCAACGACAUUAAAGCACUCACAAAGAAUCCGAGUUUUAUGCUCUCUACUGCAGGAUUUACUUGUGUAGCUUUCGUAGCAGGUGCUCUAUCGUGGUGGGGAACAAUCUUUAUCCAGCUAGGAUUGAAGUUGCAAUCUGAUGGCCAAGCCAUUAAUGAUGAAGAGGUAUCCUACAAGUUCGGUCUCAUUGGAAUGGCGUCUGGUAUAAUCGGUGUUUUAUUAGGAUCUUUUAUGGCAACAAAACUUCGAAUUUCUUCACAACAAGCAGAUCCAUUAAUUUGUGCAAUUGGGCUAUUAAUUAGCGCGCCCAUUAUUUUCUUUGCAACACUUACUGCCAGCACGAAUUCCAUAGCCUGUUACACGCUUAUAUUCUUUGGCCAGGUGGCUCUUAAUCUCAACUGGUCCAUAGUAGCUGACAUGUUGCUAUAUGUAGUCAUUCCAACAAGAAGAUCGACUGCGGAAGCUUUUCAAAUUCUAGUAGCACAUGCUCUCGGUGAUGCAGGAAGUCCUUACCUGAUAGGAGUAAUAUCCGAACUUCUAAAGACAAGAUUAGCACCUGAUCUGACGACGAAUCCUCAUCAGAACCAAAACACUAGUCUUGAUAUCAUCGUGAACGACCCGGUUGUCGAAUUUCGAAGUCUUCAGUACGCAAUCUUCCUGACGAUCUUCGUCGAGGUUCUUGGCAGCCUUUUCUUCUUCCUCACAGCCCUUUACAUACAAAGGGAUAAAGCUCUCGCUGAUCUCACCAUCGCCGGUGAAAACAACUCGGACACGUCACUAUUGAGUGACGACGAAAACGAAUCACAGAAUUCAACGGUUAAGCCUUGACUGAACGCAAUGUAAUUCUUGCACUUAGAUUAGUCAUUAGAUAUUUUUCUUUUCCCUUGUCUGUAAUCCUUUUUCUAUUCUUAAUUUUUCGAUAUAGUUUGGUUUCUUUUUAAUUCUUUGCCACCUAUGUACACCUUGGAGCUCGUGUAGAGAUUAUAUUUAGACAAUGGAGCCCAACAGGCGUUUUUUAGCCACCAGUAUUUAAAAAUUAUUAUCCUAUGUAGGAAGUGGCUAAGAAAAAACUAUCAAUUAUUUUUCUACUGUGACUCUCAAAGUGUCGUGUCAUUGUUUCUGCAUUUUUUCCACUGUUUGGUGACUUUGUUCUGUCUAUCAUUUAACACUCCUUGUAGUCGAUUGAAAAUUGUUAAGCACUUUGAGAAUUGAUCUAGGAUCACCCUUGAAACAGUAAAUUGUGUACAGGGCGAAAGUAGGGAAAUAAAAAGUGAAUUCAAAGUAGAUUAAGAAUUUUUUGAAAUAAAGCGUCUCGAGCAGUUUAUUGAACUUCUAAUUAUUUCAUUUGAAAUAUGAAAAUUUCGGGUACGACGCUGUUGCUCAUGUAACUUAAUUUGUUACUCGGAUCAACCGGGUAAUAGGGACUAGCAGUUAAUAGUUUUUUUGCAUUGCAAUUAUGAGUAUCGUGUAAUCAUCGCGGAUGAUUGUAUUUAUACUGGUUGUGUUGUUGCACUGGGUUAAUACGUCUACUUUCGGUGCGCAUACUUAGCUAGACUGAAAGAUUUAUCUAGACUUUUGCCUUAUCAAAAUGUAUUAUAGAUACUUGGUCGAAAUUAUUUAUUACCAUAAAUUCGCUUUAAGAUGGAAAUUGUAACAUUUUGGCCUUGUAUCAAGGAAAUAAACAUAUGAAGUUUUUUUUAACGUA